Messenger RNA from Anoplophora glabripennis (Asian longhorned beetle), 4860 nucleotides. Its product is annotated as zinc finger protein 236-like. Gene Ontology annotation, cellular component: nucleus. The coding region runs from base 220 to 4776 and encodes 1518 amino acids. The transcript has 17 exons. NCBI's taxonomy places the organism in Eukaryota, Metazoa, Arthropoda, Insecta, Coleoptera, Cerambycidae. The record is from RefSeq and is a predicted model, not a curated record.
UAAGAGUUGUUAUUUAAUGUGAUAAUAUUUGUGAUUUUUAUUUAAUUUGUCUUUAUGGCAUUAUAGAUACAUUUUAAACACUUUAUUUUAUCGAAUCAGUGAAGUUUUAUGUACAAUAUUUAUUAGAAUAGUGAACUAAAUGAUACUUAACUUACUUAACCUAUAUUGUUUAUAAGUAUAAUGUAAUAUAUUUUCCAACAAUUUUCCAGAACUAAUAAAAUGUUAGCUAAUACACAAUUAUUAUCAGCAAAUAAUGAAAAAGAAGAUUUGACUACUUUUGUAGCCAUACCUGUUGAUUCUUUGAAAAAUCCUACUGAAUACGACAAUUUACGAGUGAUCCAAAACAUUGUUAUUAAGCAGUUACCAGAUGGGACAAUAUGCCUUGCAGAAGCAAUUGAGGAAAAGCAGAAUUUUACUCAAGAACCGUACCAGUUGACUGAAGCUGUUCCUUUAAAACUAAUCAAUGAUACAACAGAAAAACCACAUGUCAGAAAUCGAACGAUUUUGCUACAUCCUCCACGAAAACAUGUUCAAGAAAAACAACCACUGAAAAAAAUAGAGCCGAAACCUGCAAAUCACCCCUAUUUAUGUAUAAAGUGUGAUAAUUCUUUUGAAACAGUUACACAGUAUCAUAAUCAUAUAAAAUGGCACAAAUGUCAGAAAAAAUUUAAGUGUGAGAAGUGUUCUUCUGGUUAUAACGUGGAAAAUAACCUAAAAAUUCACAUGGUUCUAAUGCAUUCUGAAGAACGUAAUAUGCAGUGUCCUGUUUGUCAUGUCAGUCUAACAUUUCAAAGAGCUGCUAGUUUGAGGUCGCACUUAAUGCUGCACCAUGUAGAGGAAUUUUAUACCUGUGAUGAAUGCGAUGGAGAAUUCGACAAAGAAGCUGAUUUUCUUAAACAUAUUGAAACACACAAUUCAAAGAAAAAAGGUAAUUCUAAACCACUGACAUGCACCUACUGCAAAUUAGAAUUUAAAGAAUCUAAGGAAUAUAGGACACAUGUUGCUGACCAUGUCAAGCUACGAAAAACGUUCAUGAGGAACAGACGGCCAAGAAAACCAGGGGGUAGAAAGGAGGAGUCCAACCAUGUGUGCCUUAUAUGUAAUAAGAGUUUUAUCAAGAAUUCUCUGCUUGAAAGACAUUUAAGGAUUCACAGUGGAGAGAAACCUUUUAAGUGCCAGUUUUGUGAUCGAAGCUUUACCCAAAAAGGAACUUUACAAAUUCAUCUAAGCAGGCACACAGGUGUUAAGCCUUACGCUUGCACGUUGUGCCCUGCCAGAUUCAAUCAGAAAGGGAAUUUGCAGGUGCACGUGAAAAAAACCCAUACGUUUCCGGCAGAAAAGGACCAGAAAAUGUACAAGUGCUCGCAAUGCUCUUGUAUAUUCAAGAAAAUCGCUACUCUAAAUGGUCACGUAACGAAAGCUCAUCUAAAUACUAGGGAUACUUCCAAAUUAGACGAUAGCCUUAUCGAGGAUGUCUUGUCUAAAUUGAAAGAACUCGAACGGCAGACUUCUGGGAAUCCCCAGGACAGAUGUACCGAAAAGAACAAAGAAAAUGAACCAAAGGAACAUAUUGUGAUUGAAAACAAACCUGUGGAAGUGCCUGAAUUUGAAAAGAAGAAUUUCAUUAAUUUGACAGAGUCAACUAACGAUGGUACUGUAAAGAAGUAUUUAGUGAGACAGAAAAAGGUUGGCGAUGUUCGGUGGUAUUUUUGUAAUUACUGUUCGAAGCAAUUCAAGAAGCCCUCGGAUCUGAUCAGGCAUAUGAGGGUGCAUACAAAGGAAAAACCGUUUAAGUGCCAUCAAUGCAGUUCAGAAUUCACGUUAAAAUCAACUCUGCUAUCUCAUAUCAAGACCCACACCAACAAAAUGAAUUACACCUGUAAAGUAUGCGACUCUCCUUUUAUAUCUUUGAGGGUACUAAAUGCGCAUCUCAGGAAGCACGAUUUCGAAUCUCUACCAAAGUGGCAAUGUAUAACUUGCGGUUUCCUGUUUGAUGAGCUAGAGCAGGGAAUUAAACACAGAGACAAGAUGGGAAGGGAAAAACCACACGUCGUCCAGCCUUUUAUUAAUCACAUUUUGAAACAACCUUUAUACCAAACCACAUACGGUUCCUUAGUAUUUAAACCUCCGAAAACGAGAUUUCCUAACACAGGAUCCGAAUCGCCCACCCUCCGACCUUUUCACUGCACAAUAUGCGAUUCUAGAUUUACGAGAAGAAUCAAUCUUAAAAGACACAUCCAGUUUCAUAACGGGGACAGAAAUUUCAAAUGUAAUUUGUGUCCGAAGACUUUUAUAACUUCCUAUAGGCUGAAAGAGCACUUAAAUUUUCACAACAAUGUGAAGAACUACGCUUGCAAGCAGUGCGAUAAGAAAUUUGUCACUGCGACACUUCUGAAGAGGCAUGUUAUCAUCCACAAUAAUCACAAGCCUUACCAGUGCCCUUACUGCACGAAAACCUUCAAGACGCUACUAUUGUGCAGGACUCACAUCAUGAAAGUACAUAAAAAGGAAGUGGUUAGCAAGCUGAAUUUAGAACCGGAAAAUCUUCUGACAAGGACAGAAUCUAAUCCAGAACAGAAACAAAAUAUGACGAUGGAAACAUUGCCGAUCACUUCAGAAAAUGCACUGCAGAAUUUGUCGCCCACUUCCAAUAAUGAAAACAUCGUGAUCGAACAGCUACUUCCGGAAGGGGAGAACUGCAUCCAAAUUAUGAAUUCAGAUGGCGCCAGUGCAGAUCUUAAUAAUUACCCUACCAUCUAUGUUAAUAUGAACGAGUUACAAUUUCUCGAUACUACAAAUUUGAAUUUGGGCAGUACAAAUGAAUCUCAGUUAAAGAAUAACGAAGCCUCACUUAUAAAUCAACAGGAAAAUAUGCAAGUAAACGACAUUAUUUUCAACAUCGAUCCAAUGAAGCCCGGCUUAAGUUUACCUCCCGAUGAAAUUUUUGAGACGCCUCAUCAUGAAAAUACCGAACACCAGGUCUCAGGCACCUUGCCAAGCAUAGAGGAGAUAACCACAAAACCCAUAAAACUCAGCAGUUUCUCUGAAGAAAACACGAAUGAUAAAUCAGGAAAUUUAGGUUUGCUUUUGGGUAACAACACAAAUUUAUACACAAACGUCAGUUUGAACAAUUAUUUAAACUUACCGAUAACUGUAGGAGAAGGAGGUGCAGUUUUUGACUCCACCAGCUCGAGUGCCGUGUUUCAGACGAGCGCCGUUGCUGAUCUAAGCCGUGUGGAUGAUAUCUACGAAACUACAAACAUAAUAUGCAUAAGUUGCAGCAGAAUGUUUACGAGUCUGGACAGUUUUCAAGUGCAUACCUGCAUUUCGUUAAGUGAAGAGUCCGUCGAUGUUGAAAACUGCCAGCAACCCAGCAAGGAUCCCAAAUGUGAUGAUAGAGUGGAGAAUGAGAACCCGGAAGAGAGUCGGAAGGAGACAUUGAAAUGUGAAGUGUGCAAUAAGAUAUUUUCUCACAAGUCUUCUUUCGACCGUCAUUUAGGGACUCAUUCCGUCAAGUCCAAUAUCGUGUGUAGCGUAUGCAAGGCUGUGGUGAACGGGAGGACCCAAUACAUCAAACACUUAGCGACGCAUAAGGGUCCGAAGGCUAGUUUGACGAGGAGCUGCAAGUUUUGCUUCAAGGAGUUUAAGAAACCCUCCGAUUUGAAUCGACAUCUUAGGACACAUACAGGAGAAAAACCAUUCGGUUGUCACCUUUGCGGAAAAACGUUCACUCUAAAGUCAACUCUGGAGUCUCAUAUAAAGACCCAUGAUCCCACACCUAAACAGUUCAGCUGUAAUGUUUGUAACUCAUUUUUCUCUUCCAAGUCCAGUCUCAAGGUUCACAUGACUAUACACACAGGUCAAAGGCCACACAAUUGUUCAUUUUGCGACCAGAAAUUUAGGACUGUAGGUAACAGAAAAUCUCAUGAGGCACUCAUGCAUCUCUCAAAGUCGAAAAAAAUUGGGCAAAGCAAGCAGACCAGUGUUAAAAACGUACUGGAGUCCGUAGCUUCUGGGAUUGUUAACAAUUUAAAUGAAAUCCAACCGAAUCAGAACGAUUCCAUUCAAAAUAAUAAAACUGAAAAUACAUCAGACAAAAUUGUCUCCGAGGAACUUCCUCCUCAACUGGAAAAUACUUCUGUAACCACAGAAAACUUGCUAUCCACUCUUCAAGAUGACCAGAUUCCAAUCGACCCAGUCCUGCUCCUCCAACAGCUCCAAAUGUCAGGUCUCAUUCUUACCAAUGAAAACAACGAGCCUGUUUCUACGUUACUAUUAGACGACGGUACCAUCCUCAACGUCGAUGGGACAAAAGAAGACAUACCCGAAUUGUCGCUACAACCCGUUGAAGCGCAGGAGUCAGUGAACAUCAGCAGUACCGCAAUUGUUAAGACUGAAAAAGUUAGGAAUUUGGAAUGUGAUAUUUGCCACAAGAUGUACGCCUCCAAAGACGUACUUAGGAAGCACCGGAAGAAGGUUCAUGGGGUGAACAAGAAGUAUCCUUGCAUUAAGUGCGAUAGGGCGUUCGACACCCAAGACGAGCUCAGUAAGCACAAUAAGUGGCAUGCUGGAUACCGGGCAUUUUCUUGCGUGUACUGCGCCAAUAGCUUUACGGAGGAGUCUGGACUGAAAAUUCAUAUGAAAAGGAUGCAUCAACAUUCGAACGCCACAAAAACGACUACGAGCGCUUUGUUGGAUGUGAACUUUGAUUUAACCUCGGAGAGUAUUGACGACCCAUUGCUUAAUAAUUUGUUCACAUUCAAGAAAAUCGCUUAGGUAAGUCCACUGUUACUAGCUAUUGUGUAUUUACAAGACUUUUAUUACCUGUAUUUAUUAUGAAUAGAAUUAAGUGGAAAGUAU